AUGGCAGAGAAGGUUAUCGACGACACUACCGUCGUCCCAGUAGAAAUUGAUACUUCAGUCCAAGAUGUAGAGACGUCUGGCUUUGAUGCGGCGGGGACGAAGAAGCUACUGCGGAAGCUAGACUGGCAUCUUAUUCCCUUCAUGUCUCUGAUCUAUCUGCUUUGUUUUCUCGAUCGCACAAACAUUGGCAACGCGCGUCUCGAUCAUCUAGAGCAAGACCUCAACCUUCAUGGGCUUCAGUACAAUGACUGUCUCGCCGUUCUCUUCCCGUUUUACAUUGCGGCUGAGAUACCCUCUAAUAUCAUGAUGAAGCGUACCAGGCCUUCUAUCUGGCUGACAUUCAUCAUGUUCUUCUGGUCACUGGCCAUGAUCCUGCAGGGUUUCGUUAAGAACUACUCUGGCCUCAUGGCGACGCGCGUGUUUCUUGGUGUCUUUGAAGGCGGCCUGUUCCCAGGCGUCAACUACUACAUAUCACAGUGGUAUGUUCGAGAUGAAUGUGGCUUCCGCAUGGCUCUUUUCUUCUCGGCUGCAACGCUUGCCGGCGCAUUCGGUGGCAUCCUCGCUCGCGGCAUCGCAGAAAUGUCUGGAGUCGGUGGCCGAGCCGCUUGGUCGUGGAUCUUUAUCCUAGAAGGCAUUCUCAGCAUUCUCGUCUCCAUAAUCGCAUACUGGUGCAUCUACGACUACCCCGCUACCGCGCGCUUCCUCACCCCCAAAGAGCGUACAGAAGUGCAACGCCGUCUGGACCAAGACCACGGACACCUCUCCAACGACUUUUCGAUGAAAUACGUGUACCAGGCGCUGACGGACUGGAAAAUCUACAUCUUCAUGCUCAUCUGCAUGGCGGGCUUCUGCCCCAUCUACUCCUUCGCCCUGUUCCUGCCUACCAUUAUCAAAAACAUGGGCUACACGGCCAACGACGCGCAGCUCAUGAGCGUGCCGCCCUACGUGUGCGCGUGCAUCUUCACCAUUGCCGCGUCAUGGUAUGCCGACCGGGUCAAGAAACGUGGCAUCUUCCUCAUGGGCUUCCAGCUCAUCGCCAUCGCCGGCUUUGCCAUGCUCGCGGCCACAAGCACCCUGAGCAUACAGUACGCCGGCACCGUGCUGGCUGCCAUUGGCAUUUACCCCCAGAUCCCGCUCGGCAUGGCGUGGAACAGCGGCAACAUUGGCGGCAGUCUCAAGCGUGGCACAGGCAUCGCCAUGCAGGUUAUGGGCGGGAACUGCGGCGGCAUCAUCGCUUCGUACGUCUAUGUUUCGCGUGACGGGCCGCGCUUCAUCACAGGCCACAGCAUCUUGAUUGGUUUUGUCAGUUAA
Molecule: messenger RNA, 1311 nt
Organism: Exserohilum turcica Et28A
Lineage: Eukaryota; Fungi; Ascomycota; Dothideomycetes; Pleosporales; Pleosporaceae
Exons: 5
Coding region: 1-1311 (436 amino acids)
Biological process (GO): transmembrane transport
Cellular component (GO): membrane
Molecular function (GO): transmembrane transporter activity
Source: RefSeq, a predicted model, not a curated record